AUGUCGGGAGACUACACAGAUGUCCUGCCUAAUCAGCCAGUGGUUAUCGAUAAUGGCUCUGGUACCAUCAAAGCGGGAUUCGCUGGACAGGAGCAUCCAAAAUGCUACUUUCCUUCCUUUGUAGGUCGACCGAAGCAUGUACGCGUGAUGGCAGGCGGCCUGGAAGGGGAUACCUUUAUCGGACGAAAAGCGCAGGAAUUCCGCGGUCUAUUGAAGAUCAAGUAUCCAAUGGAACACGGUAUUGUCACAGACUGGGAUGACAUGGAGAAGAUAUGGAAUUGGGUUUACGCAGAGGAGUUGAACACUCUUAGCGAGGAGCAUCCCGUGCUAUUGACAGAAGCGCCUCUGAAUCCGAGACAAAAUCGCGAUAUUGCUGCUCAGAUAUUUUUCGAUACCUUCAACGUCCCCGCUCUACAUCUCGGAGUUCAGGCAGUACUUUCUCUAUAUGCGUCAGGGCGAACGACUGGUAUUGUCCUAGAUUCUGGAGACGGGGUUACACAUGCUGUACCUGUGUUUGAGGGCUUCUCUAUGCCACAUGCGGUUCGUCGUGUGGAUAUGGCUGGAAGAGAUGUAACAGAUCAUCUGCAACUGCUAUUACGGAAAUCUGGUCACAACCUCUAUACCACUGCGGAAAAGGAGGUUGUACGAACAAUCAAGGAGAAGUGUUGCUACAUUGCAAGUAACCCUCACAAGGAAGAGAAAGAGGCUGCAGGCCGAAGUGAAGAGUUCCGUCUUCCUGACGGCAGCGUCGUGAAACUCGGCAUGGAACGUUUCAGGGCUCCCGAAAUUCUGUUCAACCCAGAGCAGGUUGGAUUAGAGUAUGCCGGAGUCCAUCAAGUCAUUGUAGAUUCAAUCAAUCGCGUCGAUCUCGAUCUUCGCAAGAAUCUCUUUUCGAACAUUGUUCUCAGUGGCGGCAGCACGUUGUGCACAGGCUUUGGUGAUAGGCUAUUAAAUGAAGUGAAGAAACUCGCUAUCAAGGAUGUCAAGAUCAGAAUCUUCGCCCCGCCGGAGCGCAAGUACAGCACUUGGAUUGGAGGUUCGAUUUUGGCUGGCUUGGCCACAUUCAAAAAGAUGUGGGUCAGCGCAGAAGAGUACCAAGAAGACCCGGAUAUCAUACAUAAAAAGACCGGAUUCUAG
Messenger RNA from Serendipita indica DSM 11827, 1137 nucleotides. The record is from the annotation of a GenBank genome assembly. NCBI's taxonomy places the organism in Eukaryota, Fungi, Basidiomycota, Agaricomycetes, Sebacinales, Serendipitaceae.